Messenger RNA from Meloidogyne enterolobii, 930 nucleotides. The record is from the annotation of a GenBank genome assembly. Lineage: Eukaryota; Metazoa; Nematoda; Chromadorea; Rhabditida; Meloidogynidae.
AUGCUCUGUUCGAUUUAUUGUGCAUGUGGAGAGUUGUCUCUAUUCUCUUCAAAAUUAGCAGCAUUAAAUGCCCAGGCUCAACAACCUAUUACUGGGGAGAAUGUUAGCGGGGCAACAACUAAUGCCCAAGGGAGAUUGUUAAUUUUUGAUUCUACAUUUUUAUUAAUGGCACGUAUACAACAUGUAUUUGCUGAUAUGCGUUUGGAAGAAUUAGUUGGUGGACGUUUACACUGCGCAUUUUAUCGUUGGACACAACGUUAUCAGAAAUGUAUUGAGGAAAGUGAAUCGAUGUGUUUUGUUUUAUCUUCACAGACAGGAGGGUCUUCAAAUGAAGAUUCUACAGAUUCCUCUUUCCGUUCAAAUUUUCAACGUAACCAAUUCCAAGCAAUGCGUUCACAAAAACAACCUUUUUGGUUAGCGGAAAAUAAUGAUUUUGGCAAUACAAUAGAAACUGUCCCUUUAAUUGGGGAACUUUUAUUGGAAGAGUUUUCACGUGGUUCUCCAAACUCAAAUGAAAUAAAUAACAUAUUUUGGACAUUCAGUCAAAUGAGUUGUUUGUGGCUUUGUCUUGUUCAAUGGUUGGAUGCACAACAACCAACUAUUGGAAAUACACCUCGACAAGCAAUGGCUAGAUCAAUGAGAGAAUUUGAAGUUAAACUUCAACAGCAAAAAACGGCUUCUGAAAAGGACAAUAAGGAUAAUGGAGAACGCCUUCAAAGUCUAAGCUAUUCAAUUUUAAUUGCUCGCCGUCUUCUUCGUCAAAUAGUUGAUCAAAGAAUUAAAAAAGAACACCCAUAUACUUGGCUGGUUGGAUUUGCUCAACGUCCAUUGCCUGCAUUACCUUUUGGGAGAAAAAUGAGUCUUUUAAGGGCAAGCCCUGAGGAAAUUAACGAAGAAAAUCAGAGAUUGAAGGAGGCAAAUAAUUAUUAA